AUUAACUGCGUAAUCACUGCCCAUAUUCUACGACAUAACUUACCCUGUAGCUUACUUAAGGUGGUGUUGCAUAGCAAGUCGGGGGAUAUUUUCGAUUUGCGGUGCGUAGCGAAGGCGCCGAGGAGCGUAGCGACGAAUGCCGCUAGCCGUGUAAUCACUGCCCACAUUAAAAGAGCGUUAAAAUAUUUUUUUACGCGCCUAAGCGUAUUAACGUAAAAUAGCAAACUUCGCAAAUUUAUAACUUCAAAACUUAUAAUUUCCGAAAAUUUAUUUUUGCACCAUCGUUCUAAACUUGUCGAAUUACAUAUGUUGCUGAAAAAAUAUUUAAAAAUUUGUUAUUAAGAGCGUUAAAAUAGAGCGUUGCGCGCAUGAGUAAACACCGAAAAUAGCGAACUUCGGAAGUCCGUAACUUCAAAAAUAAUCAUUUCCGCAAAUUUAUUUUUGCACCAUCGUUCUAAACUCGUCAAAUUACAAAUGUUUAAAAAAAAAAAAGUAGAAAAUUCAAGGAGCCGCUAAACUAGAUUAGUUCCAAAGUAAGUUAGAAAUUCUUGCCACUAUGCAUUUGUUAAUAAACAUACUAUUUUCAGCUAAUUAAAAUGAGCAAAUCUAACAUAAGCAAUGGUGAAGUAGAUGUUAUCAAUAAUAACAAUGAAUAGAAGUUAGUGGUAAACAUAAAAUGGUGACCAGAAGAACAGUUAUGGACAAAACUCCAUUGUCUGAGAUAUUCUGUGGGCAGCUACGUACUCGCACAGUGAUAAAUGGUGAAAAUGAACCGACUGAAAAUAUUGAACCUUUCUUCACACUUAAGCUAGACAUUGGGAAAGCAAAAUCUGUUCGGGAAGCUUUGGACAUGCUAGUCAAUAAAAACACACUCAAAGUAUUAACUUAUCCGAAAACCAACCAUGAACUGUAUGCAUAACAACAAGUUACUAUUGAUGAGUUACCUUAGGUUUUAUUAUUGCGUCUUAAAUGUUUUGAAUUCAAGCAACAAAAAACUGACUAAAAUUGUAAAAAGUGGUGAGUUCUCUGUUGAUCUUAAAAUUGAACCUAGUACUCAUUGCUGCAUACCAACUAGCAUAUGAAUUAAGAUGUAACCACAUGGAAACAAUAUUUAUAUCUGUAGUUGAUAAGUAUGGUCGUGAUUUUUAUCCAGAAAACUUACAAAAACUUAUCUAGUCUGAAACUUAUAUUUGAUAUUCUUCAAGACUUUUUUUACCAUUCAAACCGUGAAGUCUGCAAUGCCGCAUUCGAGAAACACAAUUUCUUUUGCCUUCUUCUCAUCCAAACCAUGUAUAGUCAACAAAAUAAGAUCAACUCUGGAGCUAAUGGUUAUGGAAAUAUUGAAUCGCCAACCAAAACUCCAUUGCCCUAUGUCCAGACUUAUAAAAGAACUGGUUGUAUGGCAGCAUUUGAAUCAUUUACUCAAUUUGAACAAUAUUUGGAUGAAAUCCGGGUUAUUAUGGAAGAUCCAUCUUCUCCUAUAUAUGUUUCACCGAGAAUUGUUGAUGCCCUCAAAAGUGGAAGUAAAUGUAGAUUACGCUUGUCCCUUAAUGUGAGCUUGUCUCUUGGUGAUCAAUGGCCCCCAGAUCAAGAAACCGUUGAGGGCUUAUAUCAAAAAAUUCCAAGAUUAACGUGAAAACUAGACAGUAUACACUCUUUGCAGUUGUUUAUCAUAAUGGUAAAGAGGCAAACAAAGGUCACUACUUUGCUGAUGUAUUCUAUGUGGCGCUCGGUUGAUGGUUACGGUUUGAUGACACGUCUGUACGUUUUGUCACCGACAAAGAAGUUAUGUCAGUCAAACCCCUGUGUAUGCCGUAUUUGCUGUACUACAGAAGAAAUUACACAACUGCUGCACUGUCUGCUGAAUAAAGGCAGAUAGUUUGUUAUUUUUACAGACAUUUUGCUCCAAUGAUGAAAUUGAUGAAUAAUUGGAGAACGCGGCCUCAUUGGAGUAAAUAAUAUUAUCCAUUUAUUUUACAUCAUACAUAAUGUGACGCAAUGCUGCUGUGGUACUGUGAGAGGAGUUUGGAUGACUAGUACAAACCAGAGGUCGUUAUCAUAUAAUGACAUAAUUAAUAUAAUACAAUGUUAAUAGUUUAUUAACAAUGUUCCACAAUGUAUAAGAUUUAUGAGGAAAAGAGUUUGGUACUGUAUGGUGCGAACUCGAAGAUAACACCUCCGUCCGACUGGUUGUAGCUGGUGUCUCCGCCUGCGGUCCUACUCAGGACCACGACUCAGCGACCAGUCAAGCAGGGAGCUUGAAUGUUUGAAUGUUCCAUUCUUACUACAACUGAUAAUCUAAAUUCACUCUUGCGAAAAAUAGGUUCUUAAAUGUGUAAUAGUAGAUACAAUAACAAAUAAGAAUCAUCAAUAUUUUUAACAAAUUCAUUGAUAUAAUAUCAUUGUAUAAGAAAAAAACAUUCGGAGCGGAGACGGUUUGUCAGU
Acyrthosiphon pisum (pea aphid) is the source of this 2445-nucleotide messenger RNA. RefSeq lists its product as uncharacterized. Bases 1133 to 1636 code for a protein of 167 amino acids. The record is from RefSeq and is a predicted model, not a curated record. NCBI's taxonomy places the organism in Eukaryota, Metazoa, Arthropoda, Insecta, Hemiptera, Aphididae. The transcript has 9 exons.